Vidua macroura (Pin-tailed whydah) is the source of this 1956-nucleotide messenger RNA. RefSeq names its product malonyl-CoA-acyl carrier protein transacylase (gene MCAT). The transcript is spliced from 4 exons. The coding region runs from base 154 to 1329 and encodes 391 amino acids. Gene Ontology annotation, molecular function: transferase activity. The record is from RefSeq and is a predicted model, not a curated record. Lineage: Eukaryota; Metazoa; Chordata; Aves; Passeriformes; Viduidae.
GAGCGCCAGGGUGGCCCGACCGAUCUCCUUCCAUCCCUCCCUCUCUCUCUCCCUCCCUCCCUUCCCGUCCCCUCUGCCAGCGCCGAGCCCGGCAGUAGCUGCCGGCGGGGGCCGCCCCGUUCCCGUGGCAACGCCCGUUCCCGGGCGGCGGCCAUGGGCGGCUGGGCCGCGGCGCCAUGGCGGCUUGGUGGCUGCAGCGGGCGCGGCGGCCUCCGCGGCGCUGCGCGGCGGUGGGGCAGCUCCCGCCCCGGCGCUGGGGACCGGGCGGCGACCCUGAGCGACCUCCUGCAGAGUUCGGUGGAGGCCGAGGAGCCGGGCGCGGCGGCGGCAGCGAGGCGGGAGCGGCGGUGCCCCCGGGAGGGCACGGUGCUGCUCUUCCCCGGGCAGGGCAGCCAGUUCGUGGGGAUGUGCCGCGGGCUGCAGCAGUACCCCGGCGUGCGGGACAUGUACCGCCUGGCCGAGAAGGUGCUGGGCUACGACCUGCUCUCCCUCUGCCUGGAGGGGCCGCGGGACGCGCUGGACCGCACCCAGCACUGCCAGCCCGCCGUGUUCGUCGCCUCCCUGGCCGCCGUGGAGAAGCUCAACCACCUGCAGCCUGAAGUCGUGGAGCGUUGCGUGGCGGCCGCCGGCUACAGCGUGGGGGAGUUCGCGGCGCUGGUCUUCGCUGGAGCCCUGGACUUUGCCGAAGCGCUGUACGCGGUGAAAGUGCGCGCCGAAGCCAUGCAAAAGGCGUCGGAAGCUGUCCCCAGUGGAAUGCUCUCGGUUGUCGGCCGGCGAGAGGCAAAUUACAAAUUUGCCUGCCUGGAAGCCCGUAAACACUGUGAAUCGCUGGGUAUAGAGAACCCCGUGUGCACAGUUUCAAACUAUUUGUUUCCAGACAGCAGAGUCAUUGCAGGACACUUACAGGCUUUGGAGUUUUUGCAGGAGAAUGCCCGAAAAUAUUAUUUUAAACGUACAAAAAUGCUUCCAGUCAGUGGGGCUUUUCAUACCAGACUUAUGGAACCAGCAGUAGAGCCACUGGCUGAAGUACUAAAAUCGAUUGAAAUUCAGAAACCUCUGUUCUGUGUGUAUUCCAAUGUUGAUGGCAGAAAGUACAUGCACUCAAAGCACAUUCAGAAGCUGUUAGUGAAGCAGGUGGUGUCACCUGUUCUGUGGGAGCAGACUAUGCACUCAGUGUACGAAAGAAAGCAAGGAACAGAAUUUCCUUACACGUAUGAAGUGGGGCCCGGGAAUCAACUAGGAGCCAUUCUCAAACAAUGUAAUUUAAAGGCCUGGAAACAAUAUAAGCAUGUAGAUGCUCUGGAAGAUGAGGAAGCAGCGGAGACUUAAAUAACCUUUUGAGAAAAAUCCACAUAGCUCGGUUUUUUUCUGAUUUAAAACUUUGUGCUCCCAAAAGACAAAGUCUUAAAAGAGCACUACGUGCAUAAUUGCAAUGAACAUUUUCCUUUGAGUUCCUCAGGUGUGCAAAGGGGAGAGCAAAGUUUGGCUCUUCCAUCUGUGUCAGGACUGCAAAGCUGUCAACAAACAGGCCAAGUAGCACUGUUUGUCCUCAAUCCUGCAAGCAACUUUGCCUCUUGAUGUUUUUUUGUUUGGUUGUUUUUGUUUGGUUGUUUUUGGGGGAGUUUUUUUGGGUGUGGAUUCAGGUUCCAGUUGGCAGCCUUGGCUGUCUGAUGCAGGGAUCUUCUGCAGGAAUGCAGGGGUUGUUGGCUUCAAGUUGUGGAGGGCUCUGCUCUGGGCUAGAGGGUGCAUUUAGAGGAGCCAUUUGUUGGGAAGGCUUUCAGUGUGUUGAUGUUCCUGUUUUCUUACUCAGCUGGCUUGUGGGGUGUUAAUCUAUGUAAAGUUCUCUUACUUUGUGUCCACAUUGCCAGGUAGCAGCUGAGUGAGGCAGAUGAUGUUACUGGAAACAUUAUUUUCUUAAGGUUAAACUAUAAAUAAACUAUGAAGCUUUUCUUGCUA